GUCUGCCGGCCGCCGGCGCUGGUCCGGGCGCGGGGCUUCUCCGGCGGCGGCCCCGGGGCGGUGUGCGCGGAGGUCGGGCGCCUGCGCCGCGGGGACACCGCUGAGCCGCCUCGGACGCCUGCGGAACCCUGUGUCCCCGCGCGCUCUGGCCCUGCCCCGUGGGCUCCACUCGUUCGUACGUGCCGCGGCCCUGCAGCUCCGGCGUCCUGGGGAGCGCCCCAGGUCAAGACAGCUCUCGGGUUCUCUGGUCGCGUCUGUCCGGGGCGCGAGUCCCGCCGCCUGCACGGGUCGUCCGCUGCGGGUUCGCACCCGAGUGUGACCCGCACGCGCCGGGGCUCGCGGCGUCCGGGAGCGGUUCGCGGUGUUUGACGUUCUCGGACUUCUCCCGCGCGCAGCCUCCGCCUGGGACCCUUCCUGCGGAUCCCGAUUCCCAGCCGAUCCUCUGGCAGAAGCCCGACUCUGCACCCCUGAGUCGGGUCGCUUCUGCCCGUGCCUGCGGCCGUCCUGCUGAAGGUCACUUCACGGCCCGCCGCCCCUUUGCUGAGAAGUUCUCAGAGGUGUCCGCCUCCCGGUGGAAUCAAUAAGAACUCCCUAGUCCUGCUUCCAACACUCGGCCCGACGUGGCUUCAUGGAUUCUGCACCGCUUAGGGUUAUAGUCUAGCUUCCGGGAGUUCUAGACCCUUCCCGGGCCCUGUAGCCCACCUGGCUGCUUGCUACUGUUUCUCAUGAAGACUUUUGAAGUCCCAAAAGAAAGCAGACGAGAAACCAAUAUUUAAACAAAGGUUUAAUUCAUUGAACAGGAUUAAUGUCAUACUGCAGCAUUUGGGUCCGCGUUAUUCAGUCAUAAAGCAAGGUCAGCACAGUCAGCAGGCAGGUUCAGACUUUGGAGUUGAUGCUGUUUUACCACGUAUUUAACUGGGCUGCUUCGGUGUGGUCUCUUCUCCGCCUUUAGUUGUGGACUUUGUUCUGUCAGUCUUAAGAGAAUGUCUAAGCACACGGAUGCCGCAGAAGUACUGUUGGAAAGAAAAGGUUGUGCAGGAGUGAUAACACUAAACAGACCAAAGUUCCUAAAUGCACUGAAUCUUAGUAUGAUCCGGCACAUUUAUCCACAGCUCAAGAACUGGGAACAAGAUCCUGAAACUUUCCUGAUCAUUAUAAAAGGAACGGGUGGAAAGGCUUUCUGUGCUGGGGGUGAUAUCAGAGUAAUCUCCGAAGCUGGGAAGGCAAACCAGAAGAUAGCUCAAGAUUUCUUCAGAGAAGAAUAUACACUGAACAAUGCCAUUGGUUCUUGCCGGAAACCAUAUGUCGCUCUUAUUCAUGGAAUUACAAUGGGUGGGGGAGUUGGUCUCUCAGUUCAUGGGCAAUUCCGAGUGGCUACUGAAAAGUCUCUUUUUGCGAUGCCAGAAACAGCAAUAGGACUGUUCCCUGAUGUGGGUGGAGGUUAUUUCUUGCCACGACUUCGAGGAAAACUUGGCUACUUCCUUGCAUUAACAGGAUUCAGGCUGAAAGGAAGAGAUGUGUAUGCAGCAGGAAUUGCUACACAUUUUGUAGAUUCUGAAAAGUUGGGCAUGUUAGAAGAAGAUUUGUUAGCCCUAAAAUCUCCUUCAAAAGAAAAUAUUGCAGAUGUCUUGGAUGCUUACCAUGCCAAGUCCAAGAUUGAUCAAGACAAGUCUUUUAUACUUGAGGAACACAUGGACAACAUAAACAGUUGGUUCUCGGCCAAUACUGUGGAACAGAUAAUUGAGAAUUUACAGCAAGAUGGUUCAUCUUUUGCCCUAGAACAGUUGAAGAUAAUUAAUAAAAUGUCCCCAACAUCCCUAAAGAUAACACUAAGGCAGCUCAUAGAGGGCUCUUCAAAGACCUUGCAAGAAGUAUUUACUAUGGAAUAUCGGCUGAGUCAAGCUUGUAUGGGAGGCCAUGACUUUUAUGAAGGUGUUAGAGCAGAUCUUUUCUUCUUGGUGGCUGAGUACAAAAACAACAACAGCAACAGCAACAGCAACAACACAACCUAUUUAUCCAAGAGUAAAUCCAGAACCCAUCCCUAUUUCAGUGCAUUGGCGAAUAUCUCCUUCUGCAACGAGAGGAGAAAAGAGAAGAGAGAAGACUUCCCCUCUCAGUCCUGCUUCUCUGCCAGCAUCUGCGAAGGGGCGCACGGAUUCUCACUGCUGAACUGUCACAUUUUAUCUCUUAAUGGAUUCUUGCUCCAGGAGUCAAAGGCUGAUGAAAGGUCAAAAAAAUAGAAACUAACAUUCUAUUUUAUAGUGAGUCUAACAGAUCUAUGAAAGGACAGGACGAGAGUAAAAACCAUGGACUGACUACGGCUGCUCUUAUCCACUUGCUAUUUGUUUAGAUUAAAUUGUUUAGAUCAGAUCAGAUUAGCCUUGAGGCCCAGGAAGCCCAGAUGCACUGUUUCUGCAAAGUAAACUGAGCAUAAUGUUAGAGGGAAUGUCCGUUACGUUACUAGGAGUGCCUCUUGGCGAACAUCAAGAAAUGCCCUCUAGAGCCUGGCACACGCUGCAUUCUGGGUUCACCUGUACUGGGCCAUCCCUGCGAGGCUGCUAAAGGCAAGUGCCCGGACAGGGCAGUGGGAGGCAUUCCUGAUCCUGUCUGGAGGCGAAGGUUUCUACCUGCGGAGUCUUCCUUCACGCCCUGGCAGUGGUGCUGAAAUUAGUGGGAGCUCCUUCUCAAAGAACAGCUAAAAUUCAGUUUCUUCUCUAGGGCUGGCUGGCUCCGGCACAGCUGACCAUAUUGAUUAAGAACUCUGGCUGCGGAGUUGUUCCCUCCACGACUUAAGCAAGAAUGCGGAAAGCAGGCUGUGCAGGCUAUCUUGGAAUUAUGCCCAAAUGUAAAAAAGAGCAUGAGAAAAUCACCCUCAUAAAAAGAGAAGAGGGUCUGGGAACUCAGAAAACCACUGACGAUGGAUUAAAUUUGCCUUCACUUUACACCAGGUAUAGUUUGAAAAAAAAAAAAAAAAGCAAUUGAAUUAUAAAUCUAAAAAUCAAGGAACUGAACUAAAGCCCUGGUUUUUUCCCUAAAUAAUUGGGAAGUUUUAACAAUUUUCAAGCCUCUGAGGAACUAUUUGCUAAUCUAUAAAUCAAAACCAACUAUAAAGUUACAUUUUAGCCUUCUUCAUAUGUCAGUAUGAAGACUAGAAGUGAUUGAGCAGAAGCUAAAUUAAUUGUUAGUUCUUUUAAGAUUAAGCAGAAUAGAGGUGCCUGGCUGGCCCAGUCUGCAGAACAGGCGACCUGACCUCAGGGUGGUGAGUUCAAGCCUGACGUUGGAUGUAGAGCUUACUUGAAAAAAAAAAAAAAAAAAGAUAGAAAAGAAGAUUAAACAGAAUAAAAAAAAAUCAGUAUGUCUUUCAAAGUUAAACUUAAUGUUUUUUAUAUAUUUCCUCUCAGUCUUUUAUAUAUUCUACAGUAAAUAUCUAUCCACUUGUACUUUAUAUAACAGUUCUUAUCCAUAUACUAUUCUAGCAUAGAAUUUUGAUUUCAGGUAACAUUAAAUAGUAUUGACUUUUUCUAUAAUUCUUAACUACAAAUUUACAGAAUUUAACUGAAUGAAGUUUCAUUUAGGGAGACAGUCUGGGCUAUAAUACAUUUCUGAUUGGAGGCAAGUCUGACUACACAUCUUUGUGACUGCAAAUGGACAUGUGGCAUCAUUAGAAAAUUUCACUGUUAUAUUAAAGAAUUAAAAGUUAUUUAUCCAUGAAA
Messenger RNA from Mustela lutreola (European mink), 3713 nucleotides. It is a transcript of the gene HIBCH, whose product is annotated as 3-hydroxyisobutyryl-CoA hydrolase. Gene Ontology annotation, biological process: L-valine catabolic process. The record is from RefSeq and is a predicted model, not a curated record. Gene Ontology annotation, molecular function: 3-hydroxyisobutyryl-CoA hydrolase activity. The coding region runs from base 984 to 2240 and encodes 418 amino acids. Gene Ontology annotation, cellular component: mitochondrion. Lineage: Eukaryota; Metazoa; Chordata; Mammalia; Carnivora; Mustelidae. The transcript is spliced from 15 exons.